Messenger RNA from Diorhabda sublineata, 1806 nucleotides. RefSeq lists its product as uncharacterized. The coding region runs from base 135 to 1742 and encodes 535 amino acids. NCBI's taxonomy places the organism in Eukaryota, Metazoa, Arthropoda, Insecta, Coleoptera, Chrysomelidae. The record is from RefSeq and is a predicted model, not a curated record. The transcript has 7 exons.
GACAACAGAUUACAAAAAAACUUGUAAACAAAAGUUUUUCUAAUAUGCCACCAGUAAAAUUCAGCUGAUUCUACUGAAGAUGUCAAUUGAAUUAAACUAUUUUGUAUAAUAUUCAAUAAAUAUUUUUAAUAAAUAUGUCAUUAAGCCCAAAUUACUCUACGAUGAAUAAAAGAUUCGACUUUGCGGUUCCAUUAGAAGAUAUUUUCACAAACGGUGGGAUUCAUCCAAGACUAAGGUUCAUAUUCCAACAAGCUUUUGAUUUGUGUUUAGAAAGUCACUUGAGCAUUAGAGAAACUUUACAGAAAGAAUGUUGUUUAAGCACUUGUUUGGAGUUGAAACAGAGAAUUAUUUAUGCAAGACAACCUGUAAUAAAUUCACAAUAUUCAUCGCCUGGCGCGUUUUUCUGGAUAAUAAGACACUUUUUAGGUUUAUUGCCGAUACCGUUAUUUCCAGCAGUAACAUGCAAUCAAAAAUUCCCUUGGAAAGAGUUGUCUCAACAAAUCAAACAUGUUUCACAGUACAACUUGACAGAAAGAGAAUAUAAGUUACUGUAUACAAUUGCGAGUGCCUUGAAUAACUUACCCCAAGAACAUUUUUCGUUGUUGAACAUUUUAGUUAUGUUUAUAAGAAAUAUUUCUAAAAAGAAAUGUUGUAAAACAACUUUGAAGGACCUUGCUAAAUAUUAUUGCGAUGCGGUAUUCGUCCGACCCUUUCAACCUGGACAUAAAAUUAAAGAUGAAAAUAUGUUUCCUCUUUUUAUGUACAUAAUAACCAGAUGGUACCGUAUUUUGAAGUACCUAAAAACCGACAACACGAACGCCUUUCAUUACGUAAAAAGUGAUGUGUUUCCAAAACAUGAUACAGACUUAUACAUCGAAACAAAUUGGUUUUCCGAAACUCAUAACGUUCCAUAUACUAUCGUAAAAUAUCUAAAAGACGUAGAGUGUCAAACAGAUAUUAGUGAAGAAAAUAACUUUGAUUUAAAUCAAAAUGAGUCGCCAACAAACGAAAAUUCGAUACCGAACUGUGUUGACAAAAGUAUACAAUUAAUUGAUAGUUUUAUUAAAGACGAAGAUGUUUCUUUAAAAACAUUUACUAAUCAUUUAAAUGAACGUAAAAUUUCGUCUUUCCGAAGUAGUUUGGUUAAUAUUAACGAAACUGAAGAAAAUAUACAGUGUAAACAUUGUAAUACAUUGGAUUUUUUCGGUAAUAUGAUGAAUGAUCGUAACAAGAAUUGGAACGACGUUGUUCAAGAAGUAGCCAACACUGUUAAGAGGAUUGAAGCACAUAAUUACGAAAUUUGCGAUAAAUAUUCACGAUCUGGUGAUUUCGUUGGAUGCGGUGCAUUACAGAAAUCAGAUUCAAGCGUUGAAUCCGGAACGCCGGAAACUGUUUAUAAUACGUUAAAAGAUUCAACCAUAAAUAGUUAUAAAACUGAAGAUUCCGAAAGAACUGUUUCAUACAAAAGUGUUAAUGGUACAAGCAAAGUAGAAAGAAAAAAUCGGAAAAAUGACAAAAAUGUUUCUUUAUAUAAAAGUUUUUAUGAAUCCGACGAUGAACUCUACAACAUCAACAAAAAGUCAAUCAACUACGAUAAGGGUGAUGAGCGUAAUACAUCAAAUUUUAGUCUAAAUAGAUUUAAAAUUAAAUUCAACUUUCUAAGAACGCUCUCACCAAAAUUUAAUCGGCCUGAUGAUUUUAGAUUCUUUUUCUCCAGAAGCAUAAAAUAUAAGAAGUUUUAAAAAUGAAAUAUAUUUUUAGUUUUGUUUGAUUUUUGUGAAUAAAAUGUUUAGUUUUUCGGUUAAA